Molecule: messenger RNA, 369 nt
Organism: Adineta steineri
Lineage: Eukaryota; Metazoa; Rotifera; Eurotatoria; Adinetida; Adinetidae
Source: the annotation of a GenBank genome assembly
AUGCCUAUCGAUACCAGUAGUACAGAAAUACUUAAUGCAACAACUUUAACAAAGAAAAAACGUUCACAUAAAAAACGACGACAUCGUCGAAAAUUACAAUCCAAAGGAAGAAAUUUAAAUGAGAAUGAAACCAAUGAUCAAUCUAUUCUUGUAAAUCCAGCUGAUUUAAAUAAAUUGACACCUGCUAAUCUUGCUUCACUUCGAUGGGAUAAUCCAUUAACGGAUCCAGUACUUGAGAAUGAACGUAUUGAACAUUAUAAAGAACUUCGACGACAACGUUAUAUCGAUGCUCGACAACAAGCUAUACAAAUCCUAAUGGAACAAAUGCAAGUAACAACAACGAAUGUUACUGAAAAUGAACAACAAUAA